This is a messenger RNA of Nicotiana attenuata, 1072 nucleotides long. RefSeq names its product zinc finger protein ZAT10-like. Bases 228 to 896 code for a protein of 222 amino acids. The transcript has a single exon. Gene Ontology annotation, molecular function: DNA-binding transcription factor activity. NCBI's taxonomy places the organism in Eukaryota, Viridiplantae, Streptophyta, Magnoliopsida, Solanales, Solanaceae. The record is from RefSeq and is a predicted model, not a curated record.
CUAAUUAAGUACCUUCCUACUACUCCUCCCGCAACUUCCCUCCCUUUCUCAUCCUUUACUCCAUCUCCCCAUAUAUACUAACCACUUCACUCAAUUACAAUCACCAAGUUCUCAAAUCUCUCUCUUUUCUCCUCUCAAAUUCUUUACUGACUACUUCUUUGAGUUCAGUUGCUAAACAAUAUCUAUCAUUCUUUGUUUAAUUCUUUCAAGAAAAACCAACUAAGGAUAUGGCACUUGAAGCUUUGAACUCUCCAAGAACCCCAACCCCACCAUCAUUUCAGUAUGAAAACACCACUCUCAACUACCUUGAAUCUUGGACAAAGGGUAAGAUCAGAUCAAAAAGACCACGUAGUAUAAUGGAACAACAGCCUACUGAAGAAGAAUACUUAGCUUUCUGUCUUCUUAUGCUUGCUCAUAGUAACGGCAAUUCUACUACCAAUUCAGUAACAGCUCCCAUCAUAUCUAAGAAUUUGUACAAUUGUUCAGUGUGCGGCAAGUCUUUUGGAUCUUAUCAAGCUCUAGGUGGACAUAAAGCUAGUCACCGUAAGCAGCUCAUUAACGGAGACGUCAAUGAAAACUCCGCCACCACCUCCAUUGCCACCGCCGGUGCCACGUCAGCUAACGGCCUUAGUGGGAGGACUCACGAAUGUUCUGUUUGCCACAAGAGUUUCCCAACUGGACAAGCUUUGGGUGGUCACAAAAGGCGUCACUACGAGGGAAAGGUGACGUCAUCGGACGGUGUGGGGUCUACGACUAGCCAGCGUGGAUUUGACUUGAAUAUUCCUCCCUUGCCGGAAUUUUGGCCGGGAUUUCGCUCCGGGGAGGAUGAGGUGGAAAGUCCUCAUCCAGCUAAGAAAUCGCGACAAUUUCCCUUAACCAAACUUGAAUUAUUCUGAGAAGUUUAGUUCGUUGAUUAGUUAACUAUAGUACUAUGUCUUUUGGGUGGGCGGGAUUUUUUUUUUUUUUUUGGGUAAAUAUCAAAUACACUUGGUGAGAGUGAUUAUUUGAUUAAUUAAUUGAUUCAAUUAUUUUUUAAACUGAUCUUGCUCUGGCUAUGAUUUUGUUCUCUUAA